AUGCCCGCCGCGGACGGCAACAAGAAAUCUCUCUCCUCCUUGGUGCCCUCAGCGGCAACUCCCGGCCGCGGCCUGACGGCUGCGGCGCUAGCAAUGGCCGCUGGCGCCCCCGGCGGUGGCGGUGGCGCAGCCGGCGGUGGCGCCGGCGCGGCUGCCGCCGUGGAAGAGAAGUACGAGAACCUUACCGACGGCCAGAAGGAGGAGCUCCAGGAGGAGGCCGCGGCGACGACCAGCGGAGCGGUGGCGGCGGCGGACGGCGGCGUCGAGUUUACCGAGCAGGACGCUAAGCUUCAGCAGGUUGCGGACGCGCUUCAGAAGGUGGGGAAGAAGCCGGGUGCCGCUGUGGCGGGGGCGGCGGCAGCGGCGGCGGCUGAGGCCGGCACCAGCUCUAGGGGCUCGCCAAAGGCCGCUGCUGGCGGCAGCGCUGCUACCGUGGCCAUGGCGGGCGAGGGUGGCGAGGGCGUCGGCGGCUCCUCCCCCACCCGGACGGUGCAGACCACCGGCUGGGGAGAGAACGAUUCGCAGAAUGGUCCGGGGUCUGUCAAGAACCGCUUGGGGGUGUUUUCGUCCAGUGGAGAUGUUGUCGCCACCGCUCCCGGCUCGGGAGCGGAAGGGGUGGAUGCUGGUGCGCCCACGGCGGAAGCUUUCCCGGCCGACCAAGGGUUUGGUGCUGAUAAGAAAUCCGCUGUCGGCACGGAGGCGGCGGCGGCGACCGGAACGGCGACCGGAUCGACGACCGGUGCCGUCCAAGAGGGCGGCCGGCGGGUGCAGACAGGCGGGUGGGGCGAGAAGGGUGACCGGACAGGCCCGGGGUCGAUCAAGGAGCGUCUGGGAGCCUUCCUUUCCCGCGGCAGCAAGAACCGCUCCUCGCAAGGAAGAGAGGCCGGCGGCGGCGGCGGCGGUGUCGCAGGGGACGGAGCGAGCAGCAGCGUUAGCCGACCGCCGGCGAGAGGCAGCGUCCACGACUCGGUGCCGGACGUGCCUUCGGUCGUCGAGAAGAGCGGUGCCGGAACGGCGGCUGGGGCCGAGGGGCACGCGAACAGCGGGAAGAAGGGUCCCGGGUCGAUCAAGACCCGUCUCGAGGCAUUCACGUCUUCCGGGACGUUCUCGUCUGGCGGCGGCAGCAGCAGCAGCAGUGGUAGUCGCGAGGGAGCGGAGGCGGGGGCGGGGGACGGCACCAGCGGGAAGAGGAGUCCCGGGUCGAUCAAGAACCGCCUCGACGCGUUCACGUCUGGCGGCGGCAGCAGCGGCAGCGGCGAGGGAGAGGAGGCGGGAGCGGGGGCGGGCGCUAGUCACCGACGCGGCAGUGGCACCGGCAGCGUGCACGACCUCGUGCCGGACGUACCGUCCGUUGGCGAGCGACGUGGGAGCGGUGACCACGGGCGCAUUGGAGCUAAUCUCGGAUGGGGAGAAGGCGCGAACCAGACCGGCCCCGGGUCGGUCAAGGAGCGCCUCGGGGUAUUUUCGUCUGGCGGCGGCGGCGGCAGCGGCGAAGAAGGACCGGUGACGACGGAGCAGCGGACGCCGCCGACGGGAGCGGGGGUCGCCGCGAAGGAGACGGGAGCAGGACCGCGGCAUACCUUCGCCCCCGCCGCGGGUCAGGGAGCCAGGCGUCGGCCACCACCUCGGACGAGGGAAGCGAGGGGACUCGCGACGGGAUUUCCCCUACGUCUGGAAGGGGACCGCACCGCCGGAGGGGAUCGGGGGGGUCUAUCGAGGGCCGCGUCAACGCCUUGUACGGGUCCAAGACGACGGCGGAGGAAGGCUCGACGGCGGCGGCCGGCGGCGGCGGUGGUCGGCGGCGCCGCGGCGACGUGCACGGGGCGGUGGGAGAGCUGGCGGAGGCCACGGGCGCCGGCGCAGAACGAAGAGUCGGCCGCGCGGGGAGCGGCAGCGGCGGCUGGGGAGAAGGCAAGGACCGAGGCGCGCCCGGUACCGUCAAAGACCGCGUCGGCGCCAUCGGGAGCGGAGGCGGCGGAGGAGGCGCUCCCGCGGGGGGCCGUCCGCCGCCGCACCAGACAGGCUAUCGGCAGCGGCGCCGUAAGCAGGAGCGAUAGCGGCGGCGGCACCGGCUCGACGCCGUCCCCGCCGAAGCGCAAGUCUAGCAUGACGCGAGAGGAGGCUGUCGCGGCGCUGGCGGAGGCGGAAGCCGAGGCCGACAGGGAGGAGGAGGAGUGGGCUCUCAAGGUCAAGGAUCUCGAGAAGGAGCGGCGGAAAGCGCGCGACGAGCGGCAGAAGCUGGCCGUCGAGACCGCCGAGGCGGCCGGGUUGCCGCCACCGCCACGCCCAUCCUCCGGCAAGUGGAAGAGCGCCAAGAGUGCUCUUGGUGUCGCCGGAGGAGAUGCCGCCGCUGCCGCCGAUCAGGACGGUACCGAGGCUGGUAGCCCGGCGAGCCGCCCGGGAGGGCUUGUUGACGUGCGGGCGAGAGCGCUCCGACUCGAGGAGGACGCCAAGAAGCGAGCGGGCGACGCGAAGAAGGAGUUGCCGUCGGCUGUCCGGCCGUUGUCGAGGAGCGCGUCCGGCGGGGUGAGCAGUUCCGGGUCGGCAGUCCCGCCGCUAUCCAGGAGCGCUUCCGGCGGGGUGAGCGCUGCCGGCGGGGGCACCGGCAGAAAGCCGCGCAAGAGGUCUAUGAGGAAGUCUGGGUUUCCGCUCGGGAGUUUCGACAGCACCGGGUCGGCGACGUCGAAGGACGAAGACGGCGGCGGCGAGGGCGAGGACACCACCUCGAUCACCUGGCCUAAGCCUGGGCUCGCGUUCGUGGCGGCGUAUGAGGACGCGGACGGUGGCAUGGAGGCCAAGAAGCCGAUCGAAGGGUGGGAUCCCGCAGAGGGCAUGGUACCCUGGCGUUCCCCGGAGCGUGCCCCCGAGUACGGGGGCACCGGGGAUGACAGUGACCCCAAGAAGCCGGACACGUACAUUCGCAGCGCUAGCUUCGGGGGAAACCCGAUGGAAGCGCGCAACUCACCGUGGGGGAGCCGGGAUCAAAAACCGUCCAUGUACCGGAACUACAGCUUGAACGAAACCGGUGCCCAGGAGGAGGCGGACGUCUCGUGGACCGCCAACGCUAAGGACGGGGGGGCAGACGAUGCGAUCAACCACCCGAAGAAGGGCAAGGGGGACAUCAUCCUGGAGUCGAUGCUGUUCAAGGACGACGCUAAGGAGAUCGGAAUUGUGGAGCUGAAGGUGAUGAACCUCAACACCUCCGAAGACAAGCGAGAGAAACCAACCAGGCGCGCCCCUACAUGGAACCAGUACUACUUCCGUCUCAAGGAGGAGACCCUCACCAAGUCUCCCCCGCGACGAUCGUCCUUCCCCGGUAACGCCAACCAGCAAGCCGAAGACAUGAAGCUCACGUCGGCUACGAUAACGUCGUACACCAACACUAAGAACUGCUUCUGCGUCCGUACCGACGAUGUGUCGUGGUUUCUGCUUGCAAGAAGCCUGGACGACAUGAAGAGGUGGAUGACCGCAAUCAACCUCCGUGCGAGGCACAUCUUCCAGAGAGAACACGGGGUGCACGACGACUACAUGGGACAGGGUCGCAGAGGGAGGUUCUUCUACCGCAUGGUGGAGGGCUCGGUACCGCAAUGGAUACUCACGCACCCAAUGACCAAGGCCCCGCGCACGGGCGAUGGGCUUUUUCCCGGCGAGGUGGUUGAGGUGACGCAGGUGUUGAGCUCGGAAGACGUGACCUUCCUGCGGCUGGCUAACGACCGUGGGUGGACGUUCGCGAGGAGCCCCGCGGAUGGCAGCGUUUUGUUCGAGGACCUCGCGGGGGGAGUCGCGGAAGACACCGAGGAAUACACCUUCCCUCCCGGGGCGUCGGGCAUGGUGCCUAUCCUGCACGGACCGGGUCUCAGGACGCAGGCGACGGGAGUCAUGGUUCGGCCGGGGGAGCGCGUCCGCGCGUCGGAGCGCUUCACUCCGCUGGACAACUCGAGCGUGGUGUUCGUCAAGCUGCAAGAUGGGAGGGGAUGGAUGCCCCUAAAGAGCCAGCACGGAGGACCCUCUACUAUCCUGCAGGGGUGGUAAUAUUGGAUACCGCUGCACAAAGGGGCCCCGUGCUAUCCUCCAGGAAUGGUAGUGGUGGGUACUGCUGCACAAAGCGGCCCCGUGAUUACGAGACAUCUACAUUUGGUAUGGGGCACUGUAAGGAAAGGGGCACCGGGGUGCCGUCGUACUGUAUGGAGGGGUACCGUUACGCCGAGGGCGCCGCAGGGAUAAGAGCAAGGGGGCGCGUGACUUGCCGUCCCAACGAUAGGGCGCCGUGAGGAAAAGCAAAGGGAUGUAUUUGUACGUUUGUUUGAAUUUUUUGGGGGUCACAGGGUGGGGGGGGUGGGGGGGGAAUGUGAACACUCAACCCCGUACGGAGCCCGGACUAUACCUAAAAUGUCUACUUUACGAAUCAAGUCCGUCCUCAAGUAAUUUUGUUUGUGCGAGAACCGUCGCAGCGUGCAGUUUUUGCUCCUGCCGUCAUCGCUGUUGCCGCAGUAGCGUAGCUUUCCCAUCCCCUUGCGACAAGUCGGUCAUGUGGAGUGUGUGCCAAAUUUUAACGAAGAGAGGGGCGGCGGGUGCUGUUGAGUCGGCCAGUCCGUCGAGUGCAGCGAGCAAUCUUUAUAGAUGUUUUUUAAAGGGUGCAAGCUAGCGCGUUUCUUCGCUCGGGCAGGUGGUCGCACCGUGUCGCGAGUAUAUCCCAACAUAUCGUAAGUCCCCGCGGCCAUGUUUUUUUUGCAAGAAAAAAAGUGUGUAAAGGAUUGUGUCUCCUCGGACUCCCGUUUGUUUUGUUCUGUUGUUUUUUGUCUUUAGGGCACACUUCGGUUCGGACUCGUUAUUAGAGAGGGUGGGUGGGGGUGGCUCCAUCUAUUGAAGGUGGACGUCACGGGAGCCAGCCUCUCGUUGCGUUUUUUCGCGGUUUGGUUUUGUGGGAUGCGAGAGAGAGAGAGGUAGCCUGCCACGCCCGGCCGCGGGCUGACUGCUGCCCUGCUGCUCGGCGGCUAAGAAGGGUGUUCGACAAUGCGGAGUUGUGUACCCGGGGCGUUGCUGUAGAUGUCGACCGUGCCGCCUUAUUGUCUCCUCGUGUGUCUCUUUAUUGUAUGGUUGUCACUGGUUUGUGUUGUCCUCGUGGAGGGUGUUUGGAUGGUGGAUGGUGUUUGGCCGCAGAGCAGCCCGGCGUGCGCUCGUGCUUAACCGUGGCCAGCGCUUCUCUUGUUCGUGUCUGCCGCACCAGCAGGCUGGCUGGCAGUCCUUUUUACGGAGCCACUUCCGCGUCGCCAUCUCUGUGUCGUGUCCUGUGGUACCUACCCUGGCGAAAUGUCCUUACGACCUUCGUUCAUAUCGAUGGUAGUUCCUUCACAAGCUCUCCCGGGAGCGUAGAACCAAAGCUAGCUAGCGCAGUAGAUGGAAAGGCGGGGUGUGUGCCGGGAAGGGAAGGGGGGGGGAGGAUACGUGCACACCCUGGAAGCCAGACCUGGUAUUUUUACAGAAGGCUGGCUGUCCGAAAACACAUGUACGGCUGGCUCAGCGGAUGUACGGCUGGCUCAGCGAUGAUUUCAGUGAGAGCGAUAGCUUGGGUUGCACGACCGUCUAGUGCGUAGGAGACGAACGGAAGAAGAUGCAAGAAAAAAGUGAUGCGGCGGUGGAUUGGGCCAUGGCCCAUCCAUCGUCCCAUGUUUCCCUGGAGAGGGGUUGCUAGAUUCCGCGUGGGGGACGUGCUGUUGCUAAGAAGGUCGUUCGCCACGGCGGGGUGGAUGAAGAAUGUCGUCGAACGCACCCGUCUGUCUGUUGGUAGACCUUCUUCCAAAUCGGAUAUUUUUUCGGCUUGCAGCGGGCGGUAGGUACAAUAAUCAGUCUCAGACGGAAGCCGUGAGUAGGGGUAGGUGGUAAGAUGGAUGGAUGGAUGGAUGGAUGGAUGGAUUGAUGGAUGUACCCAACGUGUUUUUUGGCUGUAUCAGGAGGGAGGAGGUGUUGUGGGUCUCGAUGGUGAUGAUGAUGGCGAUGAGAGUUGAAGUUUGUGUUUUCCAACCUUGUCACCUUGGGGCUGCCAUACCGUGCGCUUUUCUGGCGCGCUCGCGGUUGAGCGGGAAUCAACGCAAGAAGUUUGUUGUGUGAAAAUAACUACCAGGUAGAUGGUAAUCCCUUGCAUAUAUUUAUUUGUAUUCUCGAUUUUUAUUUGGGACCUGUGCCGGAGUCAGAAGAAAGAGCGGAAGGGAGUUGCGCCGUUGGUGGCCUUUUUUCUGUUUAGUACUGGCCGGCUUUGCUGUUCUUGGUGUAGAUAACACGCUAGAGGCGUGGCAUUUCUUUGUCUCUUUUGCGCUGAUGCGUCUUUUAAUAUGUUGGUGAGUUCUGUCAAGCAAGCACAAAAAGCGUGGAUGAUUUAACUUUGCCGAAAGUGGUGGUGUUCUCAUGCGUACGUACGCACGUUUUUUUUUUUUUCUUCUUGGCAUGGAUUGGCUUUGUCAUCAUUCCUGUCUCAUCUUGAACCAAAUGGAUCGCGAGCGUUUGGUGUGUGUGGCGAGAGGGACGGGUAGCUUUGGUGGGCUGGUCGUUUCUCCGGUCUCGAGAUAUAUACACGUACAUUACCGUAUAUAGUAAGCGACUGCUGCUGCUGCUGCUGGCACGUAGUUGUGGUCGUCGUUGUCGCUAUCUGUUCUUCUCUUUUUUUCUCUGUGGCAUGCACGUCUAUUACAUGUUUAGUUAUCUUCAUGGCAAGAAAUGAAUGUCAUCACGGCGUGUGUGGGGGGGGUAGCCCUUAGUUCUUCCUUCUUCGCGACGGUUGCCAUUCGGCGACCGGUGUGUGGCCGUAGGAUGGGGGCCUCGCUUCAUUUGGAAAUGACGUGCCCCUUAGGUUAAAGUCUCUUGGUUUUUGGGUGAGCCAUUGUAGCUCCAUUUUGGAUGACGGACCACACAGGAUGAGAAACAAUAUAAAAACAAACAAAAGAAAGUUGUUCCUAAGCUCCUUUUUUUUUGGUGUGGCGUUGCUUUGUCUUGCUUGUUUUUUUCCUUUGCCCCCGGCGUGCGUGAUGACGAUUGAUGAUGCGAAUAGGGGCGGUGAUUUUGAAUUGUUGGAGGGAGGGAAAGUGUUUCAUUCAGGUUCCUUAGCCGGGGGCGACUAUUCUGCCUAACUGCACUGACUGCUGCCUGUCUGUACCUACUUAGUUAAUGGCAACGGGCGACGGCACAAGAGACUGUCAUGAAUUUCACCGACACAGAAGGAGUGAAGAUCAGAUUUCAUUGAUUGAUGGGAGGACGGGGGUGGUAAGAAUAAUAGUGGACCGACUAGCCGUCGUGUCGCGCUUUGUGUUUUAUUCUAUUCGCAAGCAAGCGUUUGGUAUGUGGGUGCGUUAGAGUGUAGCCGCGUUGCACGGAAAGAAAGGAAAUCUAUCGCACCUGCUUACUUUUCUUUGUUGUUCCUGCUGCUGCUGCUGCCGCUACUGCUGCUGUUGUUUUUGUUGUGGUCACGGCAAUCUCUGGCGGCAGCCUCCGGCGGACGGAAGGCCAAACCAAGCCGUAUUUUAUUGCGUUACCUCGGGACGAAUAAGAUGACCUUGUAUGGUUCAAAAUAAUACUCUAUACAGAUUGGAGCUUGAGGGCGGUUGUUGGUGUGUGUGCAUGUGUUCGUUCGUAUGUAGCAUUUCCCAACUUGCUGCUUGCCCUUCAGCCUGCCUUGUGAAAUAUUUCUUUCUUUCUUCGUUGUUUUUGGGGCGUGCGAUUUUUCUAGGUAUGUACUUACGUGCGUAGUAUGAGCGAUUAACUCCAGCAAGACACGUUGGCAAGUGUUGCGAUGUGUAGGUGUGGAGCAAGAACUUUACUAAUACAUGUGUUCACG
Molecule: messenger RNA, 7825 nt
Organism: Ectocarpus siliculosus
Lineage: Eukaryota; Phaeophyceae; Ectocarpales; Ectocarpaceae
Source: the annotation of a GenBank genome assembly